ACCAUGAGCCUCGUCGAUGUGCGCGGCGACGGUCCUGGCUCCACCAUGAUGGGCACCAUGAUGGGCCCGGCGUCGCCGCUGGAGUCGCCGCUGGGGUCGCCCCUCGUCUCGCUGGACGCGGCCGUGUUCGUCAAGGGCGGCCUCAACUCCCCGGGCGACCCCCGGGUGGACAGCUUCACUGAUGAUUUCCUGCAGACCGGGUCGCAGUUUUACGAACUGUUGGCGGGCUUCUCCGACUCGUGCGCCAGCAGCGGCUCGCCGGCCACGUCGCCGGGCACCCUGCCGCUGUACCCCCUCGCGCCGACGGCCUUCGGCUUGGCGGGCGGCGUGGCGGACCACCAGGACCAGGCCGUGCCGCAGCACCUCCUGGCCACGGACGACCUCCUGGACGUCUCGGACGUCAUCGGCAGCAUGGACACCGGCAGCCAAGACUCUACGCAGCUGUCUGGAGAGAGCCUGAGCAGCAGCUGCAGCGGGACGAGCAGCUUUAGUGGGCCAUUCAGCAGCAGUGCAAGCAGCGCAGGCAGCUGCAGCAACAACGCCAAGAAGACCAGGACUCUGUCCCCCAGCCGGCUGGGGCCUCAGGUGUGCCAGGUUUGCUCAAAAGUAUUCAGUAAUGCGUCGGCGUUGGCAAAACACAAGCUAACUCACAGUGAUGAACGGCGAUAUGCCUGUUCUGUUUGCUCAAAGGCUUUUAAGCGUCAGGACCACUUGAAUGGACACAUGCUUACGCACAGAAAUAAGAAGCCCUAUGAGUGCACGGUAGAUGGGUGUCCAAAAAGCUACUGUGACGCACGAUCAUUGCGUCGUCACGAGGAAAACCACCACCAUUUGAAAGGACUUCCCGCUCUAAAGGACAAGGACUCAGAAAAAGAAGCGCGGAGGCGUAACUCCAAAACAAUUCUAAGUCUGUUGGCCACUCCAAGCACGGACAGCUCUUGUGCCACACUAGAUACAGCUGAGGCUUCACCCACGGCCAGCACCGUAACGGACUCAGGCUCUACUCCGAUAAAUGGGGUGACAGCAUCUGAAAACGGAACAAGCGCAAUAUUACCGAAAUCCGUUGCACCUGUGACGUUGCCCACGCCAAUGGCGUCGCCAAUGACAUCGCCAGUGGCAACUCCAAUAGUGUGUCGAAGUCCUAUCGCUACGCCUCUGCCCUCCCCAACGGCUCUGAGUCCCGGCCUGAGCCCGGCCCUGAGCGCACCAGUGCGAACGCCCGCGCCGUCUCCAAUAACAAUCCCAACGGUGCGGCCGCAGCUGGUAGCAGCCCGAGCUAUGCCUGCCAAACAACAAAGCCCUCCACAGGGAAUGCAGUUUCAACUGCUUCUCGACCAGUCAUUUCCGCCGUCACCUGGGACUCAAGGCACUCUGCUUCUGUCCAGAAGUCCACCUGAAGAUGGACCCACAGGCGUGCUAUCGGCAUACCUGUCACCCACGCGACAGCUGCCUCAAAUAAAACUUCCCGUCUCUCAACCGCAGCUUCUGACAAGUCAGGUUCAACAACCAAAGGUCACCACGGCGCGAAGUCAAAGUACCUCUCAAACCAAUGCUGCGCCAAUCUACACGGGGUUUGCUCGACAGGCCUCUCUGACAACUCUGGAAAAGAACGACCAAGUGCCUAAAUUAGUGCAGUCCGUGACCUGGCCCCAAGUAUUAGCCACGUCCUCUGCCAGUCAAAUUCCAAGUGUGUGUCUUGCAUCCCCAAAAGUUGAACCUCCAGCAGUGACUGGAAGAGCCGUACCGUCGCAGGACAUGUCCAACGAAAGUUAUCAACCCGUUUUAAGUACCGACCUACAAGUAAAUGGAGUUGAUAUAAUUCAACAGGGCGUCACACUGCAGCAAUCUGGAGUUGAAGGGAAAGUGGCUUACCCACCGAAACAACAAGCUCGGUCCCUUCAGAAGAAAUCUGGUUUGGCCUUCGAGAUAACUAGCACCUCCAGUACCGCACCAGUGAGCACGACCGUGACAACCACCACUGCCACUACCAAAAGCACUGUAGCCUUGACCUUUACAACAACCAAAUCCAUUACGAAUAACAGCAGCACCAAACAAAGCACUAACAGCACCGAAGUUUUUAGCGGCAAAACGGCCAGCGUACUUAGUGCUCUGCAUACACAGCCAAUUCCAGUGCCAGCCCUUGUUCAUGACGAUUCGAAGAAAAGUCCAAAAGCCGAAAAAGAUACAAAUCAAAGCAAGCCUGUGGCUUGCAACUUGUGCAACAGGCGCUUCAAAAAUAUUCCAGCUUUAAAUGGACACAUGCGUCUUCACGGUGGCUACUUUAAAAAGGACUCCGAGUCCAAGCGAUCUGACAAACGAGAAUCCACGGGCCCUCCGUUGCAAACAGCAAGUGUGUCAGUAAGACAACUUAUUGAAGAAAAAAUAAUUCAGAAGCGAGGCGGAACCAUUGGUCGAGUGGCUCUUUCUGCUGGGAGAGAAAAUUCACCAUCAUCUUCGGCACCAGCUGUAACAAGCACAGCUUCCACAACAACAGCUACUGGUUUUAUUCAAGCCCGAAACAUCGCAGAGGCCCGACGACUUAGUGAGCAGCACGAGUUGGCGUUUAAAAAGCUGUCUCAGUCAGUGGACUCCGUGGCUGCAGCUACGGUGCUGCAGCAUCACAACUACGCUAACAGCUCAUUUCCCACCCCACCGCAUUCGACUAGUGCGUCAAACACUCCACCCCUUACUCCUUUGUCUCCACUCAGCAAUGCCCCCUUUUUGCCACUGUCUCCUCAAAGCGAGGACUCAAACCAGCUCUUAAUCAAUUCAGAAGACCCUCUUCUUUCAUCAACCAUAAAGGAUAUAACAAGAAAAAAAAUUGACUUGAGGUCACUCACAGUACUUGGAAGUGUGCUCGUAGAACGUGGUGGGCAAUUACAUUUAAUUCAGGCGCCUACGGCAACAGUGCAGAGACUCAAUAAGAGCAAUAAUCAGCAGCAGAAACCUCUUAUUCAGACUAAGUCUCCUUCAACCCCUGAAGUUGUGCCAGUGGCUGCGACCACAAGCAAUGACAUAUCAAACGAUAUGGCCCCCGAGAUUGCCCCUGAAUUGGUAUCUUCCUACUUUAAGUCUGUGGGAAUAGACGAUGAAGAAUACCUUAAUUCGAUGGAACCGGGAAACCCACUAAAUGAUGAUACUUCAACAAACAUUCCGGUGGAGUUGCCCUCCGAAAAGGCAAUUUUUUCACAGAACUACCUUAACUUUGUUCCACCACCAAAGCGGCCUCGUCUGAUGCCAAAGUAUCCGACUUUCAAGUCGCGGUUAAGGAACUGCCGCCGGGAAACUAUCUGCUCUGCUAGUAUGCCUUACACUCCGGCUCCUAUGCUUGACCCUAACCGACCAGCGGCAGGAUUGGUUGCGUCUGUGACCCAGCCUUGGCAUUUACCAUCAUCUUCUCAAGAAAAUGCGGAAGUUGUUGAUGUUUUCGCUCUUACGGCUCCAGAGUCUGACAGCUUUCCCCAUGUCAAUGUUGGGGUGAAGUACCAGUGUCCCAUUCCACCUUGUGAGAAGCCAUACCCAAGAGCUAGUGACACGGCUAGUCAUAAACUUUACGAACCUUCCGUUGAAGCCAAGUUAACAAAUGAGCAAGUAAUUGCAUACCUUGAGUUUGCCUGCUGUGAUGCAAUACCAUUUGCGGGUAGAAACCAAGAGUAUGCCCUUCAUCUCUUGCACCUGUGUGGUGGUGACAUCCCAGAGGCAACAAUGCAACUGAUGAUUCGGAAACCAAAGCUGCCAAGAGACCAUGGGCUACUGGGUUUCAAUUACGGAAUAACAAAACUGUGGGGUUAUGCCGAAGUAGAUGCUUUUGUGCGAGCACUAAAGAAACACUCCAAAAACUGGCCAGUUGUGGCCAAAGAGCUCGGAAAGUCACCAAUGCACUGCAUUCAGUUUUACUACGUGUGGAAGAAAGUUUGCUUGCCGGAAUAUUGCAAAAUUCGAGACAGAUGGCAGGGGAAAAUUGUCGACGAUGACCUAAAUAACAAUCGUAAUAACCAAGAAGAUGCUAAUUCAAGCGCAAGUCUCUUGGAAAAAGCACGCAAUCCUGCUGAGAUAGAGAUAAAAGAAGAAAAACAAGAGGACGAUGAUGAUGAUAAUGCUACCCUCGACGCACUUGCCUUUAUAGCGGAAGACGACGGUUGUCUAUCAGAAGGAGGAAGCCAAGACGCACAAAGUCAAGUGAAAGUACCAAAUAUGCCACAGUCAAACAACAACCACUUUCACAACAAUGUGGAGUACUUUUAUAAUAAACUAAGCGCAAACGAAGAAACGCAUGGAUCUGAAACUGAGUCAUCAAAGGAAAAUAACGCCCUUCAAUAUAUGAGUCCCUCUUUGGCACAGUAUCACCGUCACAUGAUGUCAAUUUGGUUGAUGCCACUGUCAGAAAUUGCAACAAUUCCAUGGCUUUGCAGUGCGGAUGAAAAUGACAGUUUUUCUUUGACUGAAAUAAAAACUGAGCCAUGGUCAUUUUGCGACAAAGAUGACUUGAAACAAGAUAUUAUCAGUGCCAACGUUGACAUUAAUGACCCAAAACUUUUCCUGGAUGAGUUUGAUGACGUCAAACUUAACCUUUUAUGUGAAAAUUCGCAUGACUUGGAUGAAACUGUGGAGGAAGCACCAAUAGUUGUUCCUAAACCCGAACUCUUAGAGUCAAAUCAUGAUGAGGUUAAGAGAGAAAUAGAAAGCAUGAUGGCAAUGCACGGGAUCAGAAUGGAGGAUGAAGAUGUGAAAGGACCAGAAUUGCGCACUUUUAACGCUGCCCAACCCACUUUAGCAGAAAAUGACUUGCAGCUAGGCGUUGCAUCAUGCUUGGAAAACUCUUCCCAGGCUGAAGAACAUGUUAUCACCUCGUCUGAAAGCCGCUUGUUUAUUUGUGAAUUUGCAGACUGUUCAGGGAGCUUCAACUCACGAGCGGCCCUAAAUGGACACAUCCGAAUUCAUGGUAUUAGGAAAACCCUUUCAGCUGCCGGUGCUGCCAAACAAUCAACACAAAAAGACUUUGCAUGCGAGACAUGCGGGAAGACAUUUGGAAAAGCAAAGAACCGCAACGCGCAUAAGAAAAUCCAUAGGUUUUGGGACCAUCAGAAAAUGGAACAAGCUGAAAGGCUUGCUGCUAUCUCAAGUGGAGUGUCAUCUUCUGGUGAAUCUCCAUUGAUCAACUCUUCACCAACAAUAUCGUUUAGCACUUGUCUAAAUUUUGGGCUCAACAUGGCUUCCACUAAACAGAUGACACCAAAAAUUGAACCGGCGAUCGAGUACCCAGUCAACACUCUAGAACUUGCCUGCUUACAAACUUGCGACGAUAAAGAAAUUCCUGUUUGCUCUGACGAAGAAAGCCUGCAAAGGUCGAAUUGCAAGACGUAAAGGAAACGGAUUUAAUUGAGACGACGAAUCUUUCAGAAGAAGACAAGUCGAAGCAUACACCAACAGCAGCCCAGCUCGACGAAAUCUUUUCGUCCCUUUUAAGUAACAAUCAAGAUGAAAAGGAUACACAGUGUAGCCCAAAAAUAAAUAAAAAUCAAGAGCCCGUGAAGCAACUUGUCAAACCAACUGUUUAAAUGGGAUUUCUUUAUUCGCUUUGAUGCACUAAUCCCGUCUAAGCGUACACAUUGUUACCUCUGAACUGUAACGCGCUGCAUGUAGUAUUUGCGAUUCUAAGGAGGCAGUACGCAAGAGAAAAAGAUCCUUAUUUGAUCCAUUGCAACGUUGUGGGAAUAUUGUACCGCACCGUUUUGCAAACGCUUUUGUUGUUAGUGCUUCAUGGUGUGUUUGUAAGGAAUAGACAAACGUUUCAACGCUGCAUAGUAGAUCAUGCUACACCAUAGGUGUUUUAAAAAUCAAUGUGCUACGUAGCCUGAUUUAUCAUGUCGAAGAUGUAAAGUAAUCACUUGAUUCAAGGAAAAGAAAGUUUAGCUCAGGUUUUGCGAUGUCAAAGAGGUGAUCACUCAUAAAAAUAAAUGUGUGUAUAAAACAUGUAAAUGGUUACUGUUUAUGUUUCAAAUAUAAUUUAAAAUACUGCAAACAAAGUAUUAAUAAUUAAGGAAUUAAUUACUUUUAAUGUGUGUUUCAUUGUUUAUUUUUGGUCAGUUGUCUUGUAGUCCGAGACUAUUGCACAAUGGUUGUGAUUGCAUAUAGACUUGUACUCCAUUGAGAGUUUUUGCUUUUAGUAGUACUUGUAAAUAGUUCUAUUUUGUGAUGUUUAACGUGUUUUACAUCAUGAAAAUCGUGUAUCAUAGCUAUAAAAGUGACUACGCAAUGCUAUUGAUGCCAAGAUGCUAUUUCGGGCGCAGUAAACUUCAGGGCUACGCUCAUGUGAUAAAUGUCAGCGCAGAAGGGGAACAGGUAAAAACAUGAUCCUGCGUCAGAUUUGGCAGUCCUUGGGCACAAUGGACAAAAGUGCGAAACAAUGUUACAUUACUUAGGCAUCGUACAAAAUUGUGUACUCUUAAAGAUUUACCUUCCGAUAAAUGUUUCCGAAGUAUUAUAAAUUUUAUAUCUAAAAAUACUCAAUUUAAAGGUUGUUAAACAUAUUUUGUACAUAUGUUUUUAGUCUGGAAUACUUCUUGGUUGUGUGUAUAUGUGCCAUUGAUUAGCUAAUGGAUGUACAGCUCUGUUUAGUUCAAACUCGUUGGUUGUGUUUUUGUGCCAUGCGAAACGCACGAAGUGCCAAUUUGUUUAUUUUGAAGUAAUUGGUUGUGUUUUUGUGGCGUCCAUAUGCCAGCUGAUGUGCUCUUUUUGAAACAAAGGCUGAGUUCAAGUGGACAGGUGAACAAUUGCUCAUUAUUGUUUAAAAUAAUAGUACACGGAAGGACACAAAAUUGUUCAUAGCGUGUACGUUAAAUAAAUCAUUUAUAUUUUCUAAAAACAUUUACCUAAAUAAUGUAUCUCAAUCUUAUAUCUAAAUAUUACAUUUAAAUAUUGUAACUAAAUGUUUUAUCUAAAUCUCGUUUUUACGUACAAUAAACGUAGAGCAUUUAAGCCUAAGAGAAAAUAGCUAAAAAUUUGUCGGGUUGACUAAAGCACGUUAAAAUUUUGGCGAUCUCAGACUGGUUAACGUUCUGUGUUAAAAUAAUUUUAGUCCUUGACACAAGCCAGAUAUUGUCUUUAAGGCCUUGGUCAAGCUAGUAUAUACCUAACUACAGAAAUCGAUACGAAUUAAUUUUAUAGGUUUACUUUUAUCCAUCUUUAAGCUGUGGAUUAAAAGUGCAAUUUUAACGAAUUACUAAGAUUCAGUUAAAGAAAGCCUUUUUAUAAUUUUUGCGGCACCUAAGACUAGACUGAAAUUUAUUUGGCCUUUAAGCUUCCUCGGAAGCAUUAAAAAAAGCUUUGCUCCUUCAAUGUUGAAUAGUGGCUAAACCAUUGAAAAGAGCUCUUUACAGCCGUUUUUUUAAAUUGUGCUGAAAAAUCUUAUUUACACUGUCCGGUUCUACGAGUCUGUUAGUGCAAUUCAUCUAGCAGGAAUGAAAGGAGCAAUUUUUUUGCUUCUUAUUACUGUUUUGUCGGAUCUUUCUUUCUGUUGUCCUUUUUACAUAUUCCAUGGAUAGUGCAUUGAAGACAGUCAGUUUCCACUUGCCUAACAGAGAAAGAUACUAUCUCCCAGACUUCUUAGAUCCUGGACGUUUAUUUCGAGUACAUUUUCAUAGCUCGAGACAAAAUAAACAUUUUGCCGUAAUUGAUCAACGGCUGUGAGUGUAGUACCAUAGUUAAACAAUUUACUAGAUUUAAGAUUGUUUUCUGUUUGAUGACAAAUUGUUGAGUUGUUUCACUCACCGCCUAGGGGUACAAAACUAAACAGUAUUACUUCUUUUAUAAUUAAACUCAACAAAACGUUUGUUUUCGUGUUGCAUACUCGUAUGUGUCUUCAUUAGAUACGUUUCUCGUAUAUUUGUUCAUCUGUUUAUGUUUUCUUAAAAGGUUUCUUAGCGGUAGAGCAAACUCUUAAUAGAAUUUAAUUGAUUUAUUAUUCAAUCUUACCUUUGUCCUUAUCGUUUCAUCGUCCUUUCAAGACUAAGUAAAAAUAUGCUGUAGUACUCUUAACAUAGCUUCUGUACGGUUAAGUGCCUUUCAUUUCUCAAGGUUGUGUUCUGGAAAAGAUUUGUGACUUAAUAUUCUGUUUAGUAAAAACAAUCAUAAAUUUUUCGUACUAGUCUCCAGUUGUUGGCUCAGCCACGCAAAAAAAGUGAUAACUUCGUAUUGAUAUAUUGUGUCUUCUACUUUUAAGUAAAUUACGUAAGAGUACCUUUCUCCUUAUUGUGAUAGCUGUGUCAGUGUCUUUGUUUCUUGUAAUAGCUUUGUUGCAUCUGUGUUAGCAUUGUAUUUGGUGUGCAAGGCCGCUUUGGCCUAUGUGGAUCCUUCGAGUAAACAUUUAUUGCGUGUAUUUGCAUAUACUUUGUUGAAUAAAAGUGCUCGGCACUUUUGUCUGGAUGCUGACUGUCGUAUGCCAAAAAGAGGUGCCCUACAUUAAUUUGUUACACUUAGCAGAGUCAAAUGAACCAUCGCUUUUCACAAUCUGUUUUCUGAAGUUUGGUGCACAACUAAACAUAGACAAUAUUGAUGUUUUCAUAGUGUUAAAUUUGCUCUCAUUGGAGAAGUGUCGUUGAUAUAAAGAUCGGCGUGGUUUUCACAUUGCGAAAGAAAAUUAAAAAACAUAAUUAAAUUACAUUUCCUUUUUCGCUUUUGGUGUUGUGUAUUUAGACCUCUUCGUGGUGUAGCUUUCAAUCACAUUUUGUUUCAAUGCUCAGCAUAUCUUUUGCUGUUCCAUUGUGGCAAGUUCUCUUCUAUCCCAGUUUUGUUAAGGUUGUAAGGUUUGGUUUUGCGCUUAAAGUUGACACAGUUUGUCCCGGCCUCUUUAAAGACUGUGCUCAAUAUUGUUGUAUUAAAUAUCGAUAUUUGUAAUUUUUUAAAAGUUUGUAGGUUUGUGCAGAACGAAAGAUCGUCUCAUAUCAUCUUGGCAUUCUUGCCCUUUGCACUUAUUUGUUAUUUUCAUAUUUCCGUCUUACUCAUCCAUCCAAACGAUUUUUGUUACUUCUGUGAGUGCAACAUGUAAUCUCCUUUUUCUCCUGAGAUCCCAUCGAAGAGCUGUUAACGGCAUGGUAAAAAAAGUAGACCAAUUAUAUGUGAAAAAUAUGUGUUAGAAUUAAGGUUGGCGAUAAGAGAAUGUCGAUUGAGUAGAUGUCAGUGCUCAACUUCUUCAUUCUUAACUGUGUUGGAAAUAAGAGGAACGAGAUGUUUUUGGCUGGUCUUGAAAAUGUAUUAAAUGUCUUUAUGAAAAAGGUUUCA
Molecule: messenger RNA, 9279 nt
Organism: Thrips palmi
Lineage: Eukaryota; Metazoa; Arthropoda; Insecta; Thysanoptera; Thripidae
Product: mucin-5AC
Biological process (GO): negative regulation of DNA-templated transcription; regulation of transcription by RNA polymerase II
Cellular component (GO): histone deacetylase complex; transcription regulator complex
Molecular function (GO): transcription corepressor activity
Source: RefSeq, a predicted model, not a curated record